Messenger RNA from Homarus americanus (American lobster), 1686 nucleotides. RefSeq names its product E3 ubiquitin-protein ligase FANCL-like (gene Fancl). The record is from RefSeq and is a predicted model, not a curated record. Bases 515 to 1639 code for a protein of 374 amino acids. Gene Ontology annotation, molecular function: ubiquitin protein ligase activity. The transcript has 10 exons. Lineage: Eukaryota; Metazoa; Arthropoda; Malacostraca; Decapoda; Nephropidae. Gene Ontology annotation, biological process: interstrand cross-link repair; protein monoubiquitination. Gene Ontology annotation, cellular component: Fanconi anaemia nuclear complex; nucleus.
UUACAUUCUCAACAGUGUUUGAACAUGGUGGUGUGAAAGAAAUUUGAGUUACCUGAGGAUAAACUCUAUUUAAUAUUAGUGCAGCAGUCUUAUAGGUUUAGACAAUUAGAUUAUGUGCAUUAAUAACGAUAAGUUUAGGUGUGACAGCGGCUACCAGGGAGGUUUAGCUCCUGGAAUCCAAACUGUUCACUGGCUUUAUUUCUGGCAUUGCUAAAGGCACAUAGGCAAUGGCAUCUACUUUUACCCUCCUCCCCACUGAUAGGCUCGUACUAAGCAUGCACUGGUUCCAGAAUGUAUCUGUAUGUAUGCCAGUGUUGGUCAAGUCUGGUCUUGAUAAAGCUCACACUUGGUUCAGUAACAACACACUGGCAGAUUGUUCCUCGAGCUUAUAACUCGCUACUAAAAAGUUUGCCCUGACAAUUUUCUGAACUUGUGGCUGUGAUUGCGAUUCUUCAGGCAAUCCAAGACUUUAUAUCUAAUAGACUGAUAUUUUACAUAUAUACCGGUAUAUAAAAUGGCUGUGUCAGAGUUUAGUGCUACGUUCCCACUUCUCUGCCCUUCAAUAUUUCGAAAGGUACCACAGUCAUUCCACGGUUUCAUCAGGAUCGGGGGUGUUGCUCAUGAGGUCCAGUUAGACACUCCACACUUCCCAGCACUGAAAGGAAUGACCCUCAGCACCGACAUUCAACUCUCCUGCAUUGUCAACAGUUGUCGACCCCAGCUGCUUGAGGAAGAAAAAAAAUGCAGCACUGUUUUGGAGUACCUUUUGAAAUUCCAGAAAAUAUGUAGCUCAAUACCCAGUGAUGAACAGAAGGAGGAGGAGGAAUAUUUAUCACUGCUCAAUAAAUCCCAUUUUAAGUGUCUCCUCUCACACCUAGAAGCCAUUGGAUGGUCGAAAGUUACAAAUGUUUCAUCAAACUUCUCAACUAUUACCUUUGAGACCAGAGAUGAGAAGGAACGCUCACAUAUCCUCAUGGUGAAUGUAAAGGCCGGAUAUCCCCAGGAGGAGCCAGUAGUUAAAGCAGAUCUACCGGUGGAGUUGGAGUUUUCCUGGAGUCCUGUUGAGGGGUUGUCCUGCAUCUUAACAGCUUGGCAGGAACUCUUGGCAAGUUUACAAGCUUUCUGGGAUGUCUUGGAUGAGCUGGAUGAGGCUGUGCUGGUGUUGGAUCCCCCAAGCCCUGCACGGAGACACACCACCCGGAGAAUUCUACUCAGGAACCAUGUAAGUGUCCAGCUGACUGUGUCAUUGGUCCACCCACACAGCCUACCACAGUGCCACCUGCUGGGCACCUCACGCCUCGUUGACCCCCUCAACAUACGUCUCACUGAGAAGUAUGAGGAGUGGGACCCUGAACGAAGUAUAGUGAGGAACUUAGAAGCAAUCCUUGGUGUAAGUGUGGUAAGAUCCAAGACUGGAGGACAGGCUGAGGAGUGGAGUGCUGAGUGUGCUGUGUGCUACUGCCUUCACAUAGAAGAAUCUUUACCUGAUCUAACUUGUGAUCAUUGUUCUCAGGCCUUCCAUGUACAGUGUUUGUAUGAGUGGUUGUGUGGUCUGACAAAUAGCCGACAGAGCAUGAACGUCAUCUUCGGGGAGUGUCCAUACUGCACCCAGUUGAUAUCAUGCAAGGUGCCAGCUUAACAUUUAUGGAAAAACAACAGUGAAGAAAUAAAAACUUAAUGUAAGCA